Molecule: messenger RNA, 1713 nt
Organism: Penicillium cataractarum
Lineage: Eukaryota; Fungi; Ascomycota; Eurotiomycetes; Eurotiales; Aspergillaceae
Product: putative rhamnogalacturonase
Exons: 4
Coding region: 1-1713 (570 amino acids)
Biological process (GO): carbohydrate metabolic process
Molecular function (GO): carbohydrate binding; catalytic activity
Source: RefSeq, a predicted model, not a curated record
AUGAAGGGCUUCCUUCUCUCUGCAGCAUCAUUGCUGUUUAGCACUGCCAAUGCGCUUCCUUCUAAGGCUGCCACCGGGCCAUUCUUGACGCAAGUCGACAACACGACAUGGGUCCUCGGCAAUGAGAUCUGGAACGUCACCCAGGAGCAGAUCUACGGCGUCAAGCUGAUGUACAAGGAGAAGGACUGCGUUGGAGAAGCUGUUGGCCACUAUGUUAGUUACAACGGCGCAGCGUCUAACCUGCAGUGGACCUCGGCAUCUAUCACCAAGCGAGGAACCUACCAAGGCAAGCAAUAUAUCGAUGUCUCUUUCACUGCUGCAGAGGGAGACAUGCAUUGGGUCAUUUUCUCCGGUCUAUCUGGUGCUUACCAGUAUUUCGUGAACCAUGCUCUGCCGACUCUCGGUGAAUUCCGCACGCUCUGGCGGUUGGAUAAUUCGACCUUCACAAAGGGUAGAACCAACAUCAAGGACGAGGAAUUGCCGCCUCUCAGCGAGUAUCUGGCACAGAACAAGGUUCAGGAUGAGACCUGGUUGAAGCCUGAUGGAAGUGGGUAUAUCACCAAGUAUGACUUUACUGCCUGGUCCCGGAACCAGGAUUUCUUCGGUGUGUAUGGCGAUGGCUUUGGAAGCUGGUAUAUCAAUGCUGGGAAGGAUUAUUACAACGGUGAUCACCUUAAGCAGGAGCUGAUGGUCCACCGAGAGUCAUCUACCGGAGAUGCUGUGCAACUGAACAUGAUUCACGGUACUCACUUCAUGGCCUCUUCUUCCGAUGUAUUCCCAGAUGGCAAGAUGUGGGGACCUUGGCUCUGGUAUCUUAACGACGGCGACAAGCAAGACGCAGCCAAGCAGGCCGCCAAAGAAUUCAGUUCCUGGCCAUACACCUGGCUAGACGAUGAGGACUACCACAGCCGAGGCGUUGUGAAAGGCAAGAUCGUUCUCUCCGACGGCCGACCCGCCAGCAACGCCGCCGUCUUCCUGGGCGACAACAACCCCAACAAAACCGCUCUCGACAUGGGCUCAACAUACUACUACACCGCAUACGCCGAUAAGAACGGAAACUUCGAGUUCUCCAACGUCCGCGCUGCCACGUACGGCCUGCAGGCCUGGUCCAACGGAAGCUCCAUCGCAGACGUGACCACAUCCUUCCUCCAGAACGACGUUACCGUGAAGAAGUCCGCAAAGACCAAUCUCGGCAGCCUCAAGUGGGAAGUAUCAACGAAGAAGAAACUUUUCCAGAUCGGCGACUUUGAUCGCUACAGUUACGGCUUCCUGCACGGUGGCGCACCGCACCAGCACGCACUUGUCGCCUCGUGCCCUGCAAACCUGACCUAUACCAUCGGCGAGUCCAAGACGAGCGAUUGGUGCUUCGGACAGACGUACCAAGGUAACUGGACGGUUCGAUUCAAGGCCGGGGCUGCUAGCGAGAGUGCAGCUCCGAAUCUGAUCGUUUCGUUGGCUGGAUACUCCUCGGGGGCUAGCACCAAUAUCCUUGCCAAUGGAGUCCAGGUUGGUAACAUGACUAGUGGUUCUUCGUUGCUGCCAAGUGAUCCUUGCUUGUAUCGUUCUGCGACGGGCGCCGGCGAGUGGCAUUUGCUGGAGUACUCGUUUGAUAAGGAUUUGAUUAAGGAGGGAUGGAAUGAGCUUACCUUUAAUAUGGUGAGGAACACUACUUGGCAUGGGUUUAUGUGGGAUAGUGUUGUCCUCGAGUGGUGA